This is a messenger RNA of Polypterus senegalus (gray bichir), 3660 nucleotides long. RefSeq lists its product as uncharacterized. The transcript has 2 exons. The record is from RefSeq and is a predicted model, not a curated record. The coding region runs from base 133 to 1326 and encodes 397 amino acids. Gene Ontology annotation, biological process: protein homooligomerization. Gene Ontology annotation, cellular component: membrane. Lineage: Eukaryota; Metazoa; Chordata; Cladistia; Polypteriformes; Polypteridae.
UUUAGUGAAGGCAAAUGCUGGAAUAUCGAUGCUUUUUGAGCUUAUAUUAAAGGACUAACGAAGCUGCCACUUGUGAUCCAUUGUUGCUUAGAUUGUUAAUUCAUCACAGCCAACCUCAUUGCUAUCAGAGUUAUGGCGCUGAUGAAGCAUUUGCUGGUCUUCACUUUGCUACUAGCACUCCUAUCCACUUCUGUCCUAAGCAAGAAAGGAGGAGGAAGAGGAGGGAUUUUUGGUGGGUCAAAGUCCAGCAAGAAAACCAGCUCCAGUAGCUCCAGUAAGAGUUCUUGGUCAAGUUGGAGCUCUAACAGUAAUACACAGGGAGGUGGAAACGCACAGUCAAGACCCAACUGGGAUAAUCCCGAUAGCCCCUAUCGAUCUGGUGCAGGAGGGCCAAACUGGGGACAGAAUAACAACAGAAUGCCUAAUCAACAGGGAUAUGGAUAUGGGCAUAAUCAGCCAGGAUAUGGGCAUAAUCAGCCAGGAUAUGGGCAUAAUCAGCCAGGAUAUGGACACAAUCAGCCAGGCUAUGGAUAUGGGCACAAUCAGCCAGGCUAUGGAUAUGGGCACAAUCAGCCAGGCUAUGGAUGGGGUUCCAAUCCUGGUUAUGGCCAAGGCUAUGGGAAAAAUUAUGGUUACAAGCCUAAAGGGUUUGGAAAGAAUUCAAUGGUAGCAGCUGGUGUAGGAGCUGCAGCAGGUGCAGCCGUAGGGUAUGGACUUGGGAGAAUGUACAGUCGUCCCUGGAUGGACAUUGACUUUGAUAGCCCAGAUGCAGCAAAGUACUACAACUAUUAUAUGGCAAGACGCUAUGGAAGACACCAUAACAUGUAUCGUGAUGAUGAUGGUUACAACUACUACUAUGAAAGGCCAGCGAUUUCCUAUAAUGAUUUCAUUGAGAGCUGUAUGCAAAAGCCAAACCUGCUGGAAAUGCCCAAGAAUUGCAGCGAGCCUGACAGUCCAGACUGUGUCAUGGAGCGUGACUACUCCGACAGUGCCCUUGUGGAGUUGUUCCUCAACAAGAAUGUUUCUACUGAUAACACUACCAGCACUGGUAGCAACAUCACCACCACUACCACGACUAGCACAACUCCACAACCCAGUCCAAGCAUGCCUACAUCCAGCGCUGUUUUGCGUGAUACCAUUCAAGCCAAAGCUGCCACCAGCCCCGAGUUAGCAACACAGAUGAAGCUGGCCCGAUGCAGUGAAGAGUACGUGGAUUACACCCACCAAUAUUUGGUCCCCGUCCCACAAUCCCGGGCCACCUCAAUCAAGAUGAUGAACGCCCUUAUCUUCCUCGCUAGCAUACUGAUGUUGCAGGGUUUCUUCUAGCCAAGGUCUGCUGAGAAAGUCCUAAGUCCUUUGUAGCCCAUGCAGAAAAUAGGCUACAGUCAGAGGUGAAAUGUUUUAAAAACUCUACCUGUUCUUUAAAAAAAAAAAAAGAAACAACAAUAACUUUUAGUUUACCAUGUAACUUGUAGGGAUUUGGCAUGGUGGAUAAUGAACUGUUUGUGGGACAUCUACCUGGGUUGCUCAAUUCUGCUCCAUUUCUUCAUAAUAGGAAUUCCUUCCCAGAAUUUUAUUUUAGCAAUUGUUUUGGUUUGUAAUGUGUUUGCAUCAGAUUUGGCUGUUUGAGACUCCACAAACUGUAAAUGGUGAAAACUGGUACACUCUGAAGUUUAGCAAAUUAUGAUCUGUGAUUAAUUUAUUGGCUUGUUUGCUUAAUUACUUUUUUGUCUUCAAGGGACUGAAUACCAAAAGUACACCUUGACUUCAAACACAGGAUCUUCAUAGCAUACAUAUGUAGUCUUGUAAAGCCGAAUAUACUCAUAACGGACUGACCUUCUGGUGCAAUUUUUUUGUACAUUCUUCAUAACCUUAUAUCCAUGUACAUCUUACGAGUGAUACUUUUAAAUUUCAAAAAUUUGAAUCUCUUGCAUAUAUUGCUAAGAUAAAGCUAAAACUGCGGUACAUUUUUAUCAUUAUAUGCAUUACAAAGUACAUUCCAAUGGAUGGGUCAUCACAAACAUUAAUACAGAAUUUGCCCAACUUGGUGUAACUGCACGGACAGACAGAAAUUGAUUUUUAUAGAUGUAUUGAUGUUUCUAUUUCAUUUUACCUUUAUUAAUUUAUAGUUUCAGUUUGUUGGUUGCUGCAAUUAUAUGCCGUUUUCUACGGGAUUCGUAGCAGCAGUGCUAAUAUUGUGAUGCUCCCAACAGAAUGUGACUAGCAGACAGACAGAAAUUGACUUCUUUACAGUCGUGUGAAAAAGGGAGUACACCCCAUGAAAUGCUAUGUAGGUUGAUAUAUCAAAAUUUGAUCUUCAUUUAAACCUUAUCUUUAGAUAAAAGUGAUGUAAUUAAUAGAAAAGCUGUCAUUGCAAUGGAUUUCUCAUUUAUUUAUGUAUGUGUUCAUGUAUUUAUUAAUUUAAGUAUGGGAUUUAGCUGUAAGAGCUGGCAUGUUACCCUUGAAAUAGGCAUUUCCUACAACUGUCUACAUGUCUGUGAUAUGAACUGAGAGAAAGUUUUUCCCUACUAAUCUGUGCAGAUUUCUUUUAGCUGUGUGACGUUGAGGGGUGUCUUGCAUUCAGAACCCAUUUCAUAUUGUCCUUACCCUCCUUCAGCUCUUCUGUGAUUGGUUUAUUGGUCUGUUUAGGGUCAUUGCCAUUUUUUUUUUUUUUUUACCAUCUUCUGACUGAUGGACUUGCACGCUCUGGUACAAUGAAGACUUCAUAGGUGAUUCUGUGAUGGUGAGUAGCCUAGGUCCACCAUGAUUUACAAUUGGUAUGAGGUUUUUACGCUCAAAUGCUUUGGCCACAUUCCUGUAUGUUUGACUUGUUUGUUCAGAGCACAUUAUUCCAGACGUUCUGAUCUUUAACUAGGUGUUCACGGUGAGAGAAAAGAGCAAAUCAGACAAAAAAGGUUUGGGGUUCCACCAUGUAUAUUCACAACAAUCUGCAAAAUAAAAUAAUUAAUUAAAGCCAACUGAGUAGUCACUUAGGACUGAGUCCAAGAUGUGACUAAUAAACAAAUAAAAGUGUCUGGCUUUAUAGCCGGCGAGGAGGAAUAGGGGUGUGCAAGGGGCUGUUGGAGGAAGUGAGGUCAGGAGUAGGGUGGGAGCUGCAACUGGAAGUAGAGAAUUAGGCAGGCUUCUGUUCUGAGGAUCUGCAGAGAAAGGAGAAAAGGUGUUAGUGCACUCUGUCAUCCCCUGAUUCGGCAUGCCACAUUUAGUCGAGUCUAUUGACUGCCUCCCGUAUGCAUACGUGUGACAGUGGGCAAACUGUAGUCUUGUCCUGGUGUUCUUUCUGGGUAGCCAAAUUUUCCUCCCAGCAUACCUCCCCUGUAGCUCUCAUUUGUGCAGCUUCUUUCUAAUGGCAGACUCAGGCAUCCUGACAUCACCAGUGGCAAGAGCUACCUGUAGGCCCUGUGAUGAAAUUCUGCGAUUCAUAGAGACUUCGUUCAGCAUCCUUGUGUUCUGCUCUCAGAAUGAACUUGCUGUGGCAGCCUGGCCUGGACAAAAUGGCAGUUGUCUAAAAACUUGCAGAUAAUCUUUUGGUCAGUGGAGUAAUUUAUUUCCAGUUUUUGGGAGAUCUUUUUAAAAUCUCUUUCUGGACUCAAGAACAUCUGUCACCUUUUUAUUUAUUUAUUUUUUUUUGAGGGCCUCAGA